AGACGAGAUGCAUGUUUCUACAUCGAUGUGAGCCGCUGAGCUGGACAGAGAGAAUGCAACGAUAAUCGACAAAGAUUAAUCUCAGGAUGGAGUUUAUAUCAGCACUGCAAGCUUUCAGUAGCUUUAAAAAAUGGUGGAGCCGCUGCAAGAAGAAGACGAAACAUUUAAAACUUUACAAUAAUUAACACUUGAUUGCAUCGCAGAAAAUCCAGCAUGAGGUGAAGAAAUGUGUGCGUGAGUUCUGCGUGUUCAAAUUAACGAUGGACUUCCGGGCGAGCGGAGCGCCACACCGGCGAAAAACACAAAACAACCGGAAGCAGCACCAGUGUGAUUGACAGGUGGGCUCACCCACUCACACUCAGCUACGCACCCUUAGUGGGCGGGGCCCCGCUACGUUAUUUGUGCUAUUCGCUAAAGCACGUACGCUGAGACGUGACGUUUGACGCUGUGGCUGGCAGCCGCGCAUGCGUGCGUAUCUGUCAGUCAAAGGACUUUUAAAUGGCCUCGCAGGCCGGGAGCCCCGGUGCUCGGUAAUAACGCCGUUAUUCAGGACAUCAGCCCCGUGAAUAGCGUGUCCGCGCGCCGCGGGAGGCCCCCUGUGCCCGGCGGGGUCGACACUGUCCGGUCAGUGCGGUGAAAAUGAGCGACGAGGACGAAACCGCGCAGAGAGCGCGCCGCGGGUUCGAGGAGCUCUGCAGGGCGCUGAACAUGGACGAGGAGGCGAGCGGGGAGGCGUGGGGGAGCUACGAGAACAUCAGCAGGAACUUCACCCUGGAGGGCAGCGAGCUGCACUGGUUGGCGUGCGCCCUCUACGUGGCCUGCAGGUCGUCUGUGCCCACGGUAGGAAAAGGCACGGCCGAGGGGAACUACGUCUCUCUGACCCGAAUCCUGCGCUGCUCCGAGAUGAGCCUCAUCGAGUUCUUCAGUAAGAUGAAGAAGUGGCAGGACAUGGCCGACCUGCCGCCGGACUUCCGUCAGAGCACCGACAAGCUGGAGAGGAACUUCAUCGUGUCCGCCGUCAUCUUCAAGAAGUACGUCCCCAUCUUCAAAUCCAUCUUCAGGGCGCCGUCAGAGGAGCCGCCGCGAGUGCACCGCAGCCGCAAGCAGAGACGCCACCCGUGCACCGUGACCGAGGUCUUCAACUUCUGCUGGGUGCUGUUUGUCCACGCCAAAGGGAACUUCCCCAUGAUCAGCGACGACCUGGUGAACUCGUACCACCUGCUGCUGUGCGCCCUCGACCUCGUCUUCACCAACGCCCUGCUGUGCAACGCCAGGAAGGACCUGCUGAACCCCGAGUUCAAAGGGCUUCCUGAGGACUUCGGCACCAAGGACUUCCGGCCGGCCUCGGGCCCGUUCUGCUUCAUGGAGCAGCUGUGCCGGCUGCACGACGGCCUGGUCCUGGAGGCCAAAGGGGUCAAAGAGCACUUCUGGAAACCCUUCAUCAAGAAGCUCUUCCACAAGAGGAUUCUCCGAGGAAAGGAGGACAGUCUGACCGGCUUCCUGGACCCCAUGAACUUUGGAGACAGUCUUUUGGCGCUCAGCCGCCUGUACGAGGAGCACGUUUUGGCCACAGGCAGCCUGGACGAGAGGAUCUUCACCGGCGAGGGAGCGAGCGAGGACAUUGGCACCCCGGGGCCCUGCCUGUGCGAGGGGGCGGAGCACCAGAACAGCGCCACCUUCAGGCUCCACACCAGCCUCGCUGCCUCGGCUCUGAAAGUCUCCACCCCACUGACGGGCAGGAAGUACGUGCAGGAGGGCAGCCUGGCGUCUCCGCUCUCCUCCGCCAUGAAGAGCGUGGGGCGUCUCCACACGCUGCUGUCGGGCACCAAGCAGGGGCCGAGCGCCAAGCUGGCCGAGACGCUCAGGAGCUGCGCCAGAGACCCGAGCAACGCCAUCAGCCGGCGCCUGAACGACAUGUUCGACGUCUUCUCCCAGCACUACGAGGACGGCGCCACAGACGGGGGCAGGGCCAUGGGCAAAGGUAUGCACGUAGCCUUGCAUCACUGCACACGAGCGACCUGCUGUGACCGAGUAACAUUUGUCCUCGCAGACAUGGCGGUGAAGUACUUCCACCUGGCAGAGGCGCUCUACUACAGGAUCCUGGAGUCAGUCAUCGAGAGAGAGAAGAUGAUUCUGGGCGGCGCCGACCUGUCUUGUAUUCUGGAGCAGGAUAUCUUCCACCGCUCUCUGCUCGCCUGCUGCUUGGAGAUCGUCAUCUUCUCCUACAGACCUCCUGGAGAUUUCCCCAACGUGCUCGGCAUCUUCCAGCUGCCUGCCUAUCACUUCUACAAGGUAUCAAUACGCCCUCAUCAAAAAGUGAUUGAGGUGCUGGUGCGGGCGGAGCAGGGUCUGUUUCGGGAGGUGGUGAAGCACCUGAACCAGGUGGAGGAGCAGGUCCUGGAGAGUCUGGCCUGGACUGGCGAUUCCCCGCUGUGGGAGAGCCUCCGUGGGGCCAAAGACCACGCCCCCAGCUGCCAGGAGGUGAUGCCUCCUCAGUACCUGGAGCAGCAGGAUGAGAGCAGCUCCGGCAGCGUUCCCGUCACUCCGGUCAGCCACGGCGCCGAGCUCAGCAGCAGCAGCACGCUCAAAGGUGUGUCCCCCUCCCCAACCACCCUGUUGGACCGUUACAGCUCACCGCCGGCCAGCACGGCUCGCCGCCGUCUCUUUGUUGACCCCGUGGACAGCGAGCCCGGCCUCGCCUCCAGUGGCUCCGCCAGCACUGCUGUCGUCAAGCCCACCCAGGCGAGCCUCGUCACGGCCAUCCCGGCGGGACAGACUGUGGUCACUAUGGCAACUGCCACCGUGACCGCCAACAACGGGCAGACAGUGACCAUCCCGGUGCAGGGGAUAGCCAAUGAGAGCGGAGGGAUUACCUUCAUCCCGGUGCAGGUGAGCGUGACAGGACAGGCUGGUGCCGCUCUGCAGCCGCUGCCCCCGCAGGCGCUCGCCGGCACCAUCGCCGUGCAACCAGCCACUGUCAAGCCGGCCCCUAAACCGGCCGGCGGCGCGCUGAGGAAGGGCUCGCUGUCACUGUUCUUCAGGAAGGUGUACCACCUCGCCAGCGUCCGCCUCCGAGACCUGUGCGCCCGGCUGGACAUCAUGCCGGAGCUCCGGAGGAAGAUCUGGACCUGCUUCGAGUACUCGCUGGUCCACUGCACGGACAUGAUGAUGGACCGACACCUGGACCAGCUCCUCAUGUGUGCCGUCUACGUCAUGGCCAAGGUGACCAAAGAGGACAGAUCCUUCCAGAACAUCAUGAAGUGUUACCGCUCUCAGCCUCAGGCCAGCAGCAAUGUCUACAGGAGCGUGCUGAUCUCAGGGAGGAGGAGGCGUCACUCCAGCACCAACAAACCGAACCCGCUCACAGACGGCAGCCAGGACGCAGCAGGUGGCGACGUCAGCCCGGUCCCUAUUCGCUCCAGCAGCACCUUACCCACCCCCCAGCCCGGCAGCGCCCCCUCCACGCCCACAAACACCUCCAACAAGACCUCGUGCACGUCCACCGCCAAUGCCGGGGAGGAGGAGCAGGAGCGAGGGGACCUCAUCCACUUCUACAACAACGUGUAUAUCAAGCAGAUGACGCCCUUCGCUCUGAAAUACUCGCCAAACUCGCUGUCUGCAGGGGUCGAGACCCCCCCUCUGUGUCCGUACCCCUCCGUGAGGACCGGCUCUCCCCGCCGGAUGCUUCUGUCCAGCAAACACUCCAUCUACAUCUCGCCUCACAAGGCAGGCUCCGCCCCCUCACUGAUGACCCCCAGGGAAAAGAUUCACUACUACAUCUGCAGCAGCCCCCCCAACCGUCUCCAGGAGAUCAACAGCAUGAUCCGCACCGGAGAGACUCCGACCAGGAAGCGUGGCAUGGCUCUGGAGGAAGGAGCCUCGCCCAAACGCGUCUGUCCCGACUCCAACGCUCUAAUGCGCCGCCUGCAGGACGUCGCCAACGACCGCAGCUCCUCCCAGUGACGCACGCAGACACAGACGGAGUGUUUUACUGUGAAGGAGCAGCUUCCUGUGUUUUAGUCGUAUUUUCCUUUCUGUUUUUAACAUCAAUGUUUUAAAUCUGUCGGUUUGGUCUUAAACUUCGUGGCCUGCGUGUUUCGUCUCCUUCGCUGUCCCAUGUCUGUAAAUACGUGUACAGAAGAGCAAAGAGAAGCUAUUUAAUGGAGCUCACAGCUGUAAGUUAAGUGCCUUUAUUUUGUACUGUUUACAUCCUGCAGGCGUUUCCUUGGUUACAGGCUCCUGAUGUAAAAACAAUAAACUGUGUGAACUGA
This is a messenger RNA of Haplochromis burtoni (Burton's mouthbrooder), 4271 nucleotides long. It is a transcript of the gene rbl2, whose product is annotated as retinoblastoma-like 2 (p130). The record is from RefSeq and is a predicted model, not a curated record. Gene Ontology annotation, cellular component: transcription regulator complex; nucleus; chromatin. Lineage: Eukaryota; Metazoa; Chordata; Actinopteri; Cichliformes; Cichlidae. Bases 640 to 3963 code for a protein of 1107 amino acids. Gene Ontology annotation, molecular function: RNA polymerase II transcription regulatory region sequence-specific DNA binding. Gene Ontology annotation, biological process: negative regulation of G1/S transition of mitotic cell cycle; regulation of transcription by RNA polymerase II; cell differentiation. The transcript has 23 exons.